Molecule: messenger RNA, 1575 nt
Organism: Amborella trichopoda
Lineage: Eukaryota; Viridiplantae; Streptophyta; Magnoliopsida; Amborellales; Amborellaceae
Product: Nucleic acid-binding proteins superfamily
Molecular function (GO): nucleic acid binding
Source: RefSeq, a predicted model, not a curated record
UUAUCCAUCUCAUUGGCAAAAGAUUCAUGCUCCUCACAUUUAUCUACUUUCUUUUUGGUUGCGGAUGAGAUUCGAUUACAGUCAACGGUUUUGAAAUAAAGAAACUGCAAAUAAGAAAGACAAACUGGCCAUGCAUCCUGUAGCGGCCAUGAGCAGCGUCUUCUCUUUCUCAGCUAAUAACCCUUUCUUCUGUUCCACUUUCGUUCCCGUCUCUCGCUCCUCCUCCUCUUCUUCUCCAAAUACUGUGUUGGUUUUUGGCAGCAGCAUUAACAAUGAUAACCAUAAGAAGCAGUUUUCAUCUCUUUGUGGUACUUCUACUGUGGUGGUGCGUAGUGGUGCCAAAGCAGAAGAAGGGUUGGAGUUAUUAGAGGACGAGGACGAUGGUCGUCAUCCUCCGCCUUCGGAUGCCCUUCGCCAGCUCAGGAAAUCUGCUGAUUGGAAAGCGGCAAGGGCUUAUAAAGAAAGUGGUGUUAUCUAUGAGGGAAGGGUUGAAGGCGUUAAUACUGGUGGUUUACUCAUUCGGUUCUAUUCAUUAAUGGGCUUUCUACCUUUUCCGCAGCUGAGUCCUUCACACUCAUGUAAAGAACCUCAAAGACCCAUCCAAGAAAUUGCCAAAGGUCUGAUUGGUUCUUUUCUUUCUGCUAAGGUAAUUCAUGUGAGUGAGGAGAACAGGAAACUAAUUUUCUCUGAAAGAGAUGCAAUGUGGACAAAGUUCUCUGACCAAGUCACAGUAGGAGAUAUUUUCGAAGCAAAGGUUGGUCCUGUGGAAGAUUAUGGUGCCUUUGUUCACCUAUGCUUUCCCGACGGUUGUUACCAUCUGACUGGACUUGUACAUGUUUCGGAGGUUUCUUGGGAUUUGGUUCAAGAUGUAAGAGAUGUCCUAAAUGAAGGGGAUAAUGUCCGGGUCAAAGUAAUUCAAAUUGACAGGGAAAAGACAAGGAUAACAUUGUCUAUCAAACAACUGGAGGAUGAUCCCCUCCUGGAGACAUUGGACAAAGUAAUUCCUCAAAAUGGUCAGACAGUUUCUGAUGUUUUGAGCGUGGAUGAUAGUGUAAACUAUGAACCUUUGCCUGGACUGGAGGCCAUUUGUCAAGAGCUACUAAAAGAAGAGGGCAUAACUCAAGUUAAAAUUGGCCGGCAAGGAUUUGAAAAACGUGUGGUAUCACAGGACUUGGAGCUUUGGCUUUCAAAUGUGCCUGCGGGGAAUGGGCAGUUCACACUUCUUGCUCGAGCUGGUAGGCAGGUUCAGGAAGUCCAUCUGAGUGCCUUGCUUGAUCAAGAAGGCAUCAAAAAGGCCGUGCAAAGAGUCUCAGGGCGUGUUCCUUGAACUCUCAAUGUAAAAGGGGGUCACAAGAUCUACUGUAUGUAACAUGCCAGUCUACGAUUAAUUAUAACUUAAAUCUAAUCAGGAUAAGUUUGUAUGUAUUUGUGUUGUUCAGCCAAGGAUUUGUUGAUACAAAAAGCAGAUAGCACACAAACAUUCUUUUGUACAUUCUGUUCAUAACCAACUUUAGAAUUGGAGCAUCUCAUGUAAUUUUGUUAUACAAGAUGAGUCAGAUGAGAGUAUUUUUCCAA